UUCAACAGAUGUAACACGUGGGGAACAACCUCAAAGUUUGAAUUUACUGACGCACGCUGCGUGUGUUGCAUUUUCCAGAACGUUUUCCAGCAAGGACGCACUAACCCAAGGAUAUUAUUUCUCGAGACUGAGAGAGCCAGACUGCCGAAAGAUGCACCGGGCUGCCCUUUUAACGUGUCUGCUCACCGUAUCAAUGAUGAAUCAAGUGAGUGGUUUGGAAACUAUCACCGGGAAGUAUGGAGACACCAUUGAAAUCCCAUGCAACAAAAGCCAUGUAGAGGAAAACAAUCUCUCAUUUGUUAAAUGGAAAUACGACAAAGAUGGCAACAUACUGGUGAAAAAUCUGAAUCAGAAUGUCUCCAUUUCAAACGAUGUGAACUACAAGAACAGAGUCAGCAUUAAAAAAGAUUUCAGCCUCGUCAUCACACAAGUGACCAUGGCCGAUCGGAGAACCUUCACCUGCAUAGUGGUGGGGCAGUCAGACCUUUUGGAGUACCCUGUUCAAUUGGCCAUUUACAAGGUUCCAUCGCAACCUCAGAUUACAAAUCUAACGACUGCGAUGGCAAUCGGCAAACCAACUGCGUUAGCGCGGUGUCGUACUGAAGGUGCCAAUCCAGCUGCCAGCAUCAAAUGGUUCAAGAAUAAGACUCCACUUGAGACUGAUGGAGCAGCCAUUAAAAUCACCACAAAUGUGGAUGUUGAUGACAAGACACAACUGUCCACGGCAACGUCUACCCUUGAGUAUACAGCAGUGAAGGGAGACAUUGAUGCCAAGUUCACCUGCCAGGUUCAACACGUCCACUCUGCUAACAUGGAUUCCUCACCUCUUGUCUUCACUGUGAACUACCCUACCGAGAACGUCAGUCUCCAAGCGGUGCCCCAGGGUCCUUACAAGGAAGGGGACAACGUGACCCUCAAAUGCACAGCAGACGGAAACCCUCCACCCACUAGCUACAACUUCUACAUCAAUGGAGAGAAAAAGACUGUGAACUCCAACAUGUACACCCUGACCAGUGUCACCCGGGCGAACACUGGAGAAUACAAAUGUUCACUAGUGGACAACGAGGGUAUUGCGGAUUCUGUACCCAUCACAGUUGAAUAUCUUGAUGUGGUUCUUAGCACCACUGGUAAAAUUGUUAAGAAACUUGGGGAAAGCUUUGAGAUGACGAUAGAUGUUAAAGCUUCAGGAGCAGCACAAACUUCUUGGAAAAAGGGCAAUACCAAGCUGAAUAGCCUGCCCAAAUUUGACAAGUUGACAUACUCAGACUCUGGCAUGUACGAGUGUAUCGUUUCAAUGACUGGACUCAAGGAAACACGAACAUUUCAAUUAGUAGUCGAAGGUUCUCCAGUCAUUAAGAACCUGAUUAAGCAGCGUGGUGAGGGCAUGACCAAGGUCCUGAAAUGUGCGGCUGAAGGCUUUCCAAAACCCACAGUACAGUGGAGUGUCAAUGGCACAAAUGCUGCUGAGAGUGUUUAUGAGCAUGGCAAAGUCACGUACAGCAUCACUAUCAUUCCAAAGGGCAAUCUCACUGUGUCCUGCAUGGUCUCUAAUGUCUUGGGCUCUGACAUUAAGAGCAUUAAUGUGUCAGCACUUGUUGAGGACGUGACAAUGGACAAACAAGCAGAUCAGAAAGAUGAGUACAGUGACCAGACGCCGCUGGCUGUUGGCAUAGUUGUUGGUCUCAUGGUGGCAGUUCUGGCGAUAGGACUGGCCUACUGGCUGUACAUGAAGAAAUACAGGCAAGGAUCCUGGAAAACUGGAGAAAAAGAAGAUGGAUCAGCAGAAGAGAGCAAGAAGCUAGAAGAAAAUCAAAGCCAAAAAGCUGAUGUGUAAUGUCAAAGGAGCCAUUCAGGGAUUCAUUUGAACGUAAUCCCUUUAUCCCAAGAGAAGGAGUGAAAAAUUGGUGAAAUCUGUGGAGAAAAAAAAAAAAAAAAAAAAAAAAAAAAAAAAGAAAGAGAAAUCAGAAGCUGUAAUGGAGGACCUGCGUAGCUGUGUCAGUUACAUCUCCACCACCGUCUGUAAUGUGUCUGUGCCUCCCCUAUGCUGGGGAUUUAAUUAAUAAUGUAUGUUGUAAAGUAUGUGAAUCUUUUGCAUUGAAGAUCAAGCCUGUGUCUGUAAAGUGUUGAUUCAUAAUGUUGGGUUUAAUAUUUGUUACGUUUGCCAAAAGCCCUGUUGUGUUUUGUUUUAUUUUUGGGUCCCAACUAUUUAGAUUCACAUGGUAGAAACACUUUAGCAUCUGUACAGGACUUUGACAUUACAAUUACACAUAGUACAUAAUCUGUGGCAUGAUGUGAAGCAUGAUAUUCACGUUUAUACUGAGCACUUGGCUAGUUUUCAGAUCUUAACAAGUCAGUGAGCAAAAUUACAUCCCAAUAUUAUACUUACUGGGAUUUAAAGACCAUUAUUUACCAAUUUUUAGAUAUUACACGCAUUUAAAUAGACUGUGACCUACAAUUUGAAGUUAAAAUGUCUACACAGGACAAAUGACAUAAUUGUUGAAGUAAAAAGAAAUUGCAGGGACCAAUGCUUGUUUAAUGAAAACCAUGCCCUUUGCUUGGAUUGUUUACCAUACAGACUAAAAACCAUGUUAAAUUAGGUUCACUCAUAUUGCCUUUUCAGGAAAAUGUAAAAUCAUCUCUCAAUAAUGUAUAUUGUCACUCUUUUCUCAGAUUAUCACCCGCGUGCUCGUUUCAUUGUUUUGCCGCAGAAUCGUACGUGAUCUGGUUUAAGCAUUACUUGUAAAUAUGGUUAACUUCUUUUUAUUGUUUUUAUGUUCUAUUUAUAUUGUUGAGGUUUAGCUGAAUGCCAGUGUUUUGACAUUACGUUAGCUAGUUUUAGUCAAUUUUCCUGAAAAUAUACCUCUGUUGCUGUUGAAUGGUACAGUAGCGGUAUUUACUUGCAGAUUUUGAAUUCAAGCUUUCAGUUUGCAUAGUGGUUGCUGCAUUUCCACACAGCGCAUUGUACCUGCAUUUAAUCCACUGUCAAAACCAAAGAGGUUGAAUGUGGCCAUGCAAGUAUUGUACAUACUGACCAUUGUUUUGUACUCUUAGUUCAAAUAAAGUGUACAUUUUUAGGA
Labeo rohita (rohu) is the source of this 3077-nucleotide messenger RNA. It is a transcript of the gene alcamb, whose product is annotated as activated leukocyte cell adhesion molecule b. The record is from RefSeq and is a predicted model, not a curated record. The transcript is spliced from 16 exons. Gene Ontology annotation, cellular component: plasma membrane. Gene Ontology annotation, biological process: cell adhesion. NCBI's taxonomy places the organism in Eukaryota, Metazoa, Chordata, Actinopteri, Cypriniformes, Cyprinidae. Bases 152 to 1834 code for a protein of 560 amino acids.